AUGGCGGACAUGCUGGGGGGGGGGGGGGGCUUGCUUGCCCUUGUUCAAGCGAGUACAUGUGCCGUGCCCUACCACUGCAGGUUGUGUUGGGGUACGGACAAGGGCAAUCCGGAAUUUGUCAUGGCGACAGUUUAUGAUGGAUGCUCCACGGCACCGAUCUUCACGGCUCUCGGCUCAGCUAACCGCAGCUCCGUGUCGAGGUCGAGUCCCACGGGUCAACAAGUCUAUCCACCCAUCCACUGUGGACUGCAGCGCGGAAUCUUUGCCCUGCCACAGUCGCCGUUCUACCUGCUGAAUGCGUCGCCGCGGUUGACAAGCGAGGUGGCCGCUAAUGCUCCUGCUGCCACUCUUUUUGCCUUUCUCUCUCUCUAUGUCACGACAAGCCAUGCUACCUGUAAUGCCGUCUGUCCUGGCUCGGGCAGUUUGCAGGCAGAUCUUCGACCGGGCGCCAGCCUUCGAUCGAUUCACCCACCGGAGUUUUUUUGUGUGCCCAGUGCCAUGCCCAUGCAACGCGAAGCCUAUAAUGGGACAUAUGAUAUGCCUGUACCGCAUUUUGCCCAUGGCACUACGUGUCGCUUCAUAAGAGCAUUGGACGCCACCCCUAGCGCGUGA
Bipolaris maydis ATCC 48331 is the source of this 612-nucleotide messenger RNA. The record is from RefSeq and is a predicted model, not a curated record. NCBI's taxonomy places the organism in Eukaryota, Fungi, Ascomycota, Dothideomycetes, Pleosporales, Pleosporaceae.